AUGUUCCCUAAAUUGAUCUAUGAAUUUGAUGCGCUGCCGUGGCAGCCACUUGGUACACCCACUGCAGCUAGUUUUGGUGACCUUAUAACUCUGACCAUAUUAGCUUGGAUAAGUCAGGGCUUGUAUUCAUGUCUUGAGAAUUAUUACUACAUUUCUCCACUAGUUGGUAUGAUUUUCUUAGCUCUAACUCCUAUAUGGAUUACAGUAGCUGCCAAACAUCCAGCCACAAGGACAGUUCUCCACUCAGGCUGGGAACCCGUCAUAACUGCCAUGGUUAUAAGCAGCAGUGGAGGCCUUAUUCUGGAUACAACUGUAUCUGACCCAAACUUUGUUGGCAUUGUUGUUUACACACCUGUCAUUAAUGGUAUUGGUGGCAAUUUGGUGGCCAUUCAAGCUAGCAGGAUUUCAACCUACCUCAAUUUACAUAGCAUCCCAGGAGAACUGCCUGAUGAACCCAAAGGCUGCUGCUACUACCCAUUUAGAACAUUUUUUGGUCCAGGAAUAAAUAAUAAGUCUGCCCAAGUUCUGCUGCUUUUAGUGAUCCCUGGACAUUUAAUAUUCCUCUACAGUAUUCAUUUGAGGAAAAGUGGUCAUACUUCUUUAACUGUAAUCUUCAUAGUUGUAUACUUAUUUGCUGCUGUUUUACAGGUAUUUACCUUGCUGUGGAUUGCUGACUGGAUGGUCCACCACUUCAGAAGGAAAGGAAAGGACCCAGAUAGUUUCUCUAUCCCUUACCUAACGGCAUUGGGUGAUCUGCUUGGGACAGCUUUGUUGGCCUUAAGUUUUCAUUUUCUUUGGCUCACUGGAGAUGGAGAUGGAGAUGUUGGAGACUAAUCAACCCUACAAACUGCUUUCAGAUUACCAAGGAGGAAGACACAAGACAACCACUUCUGGCUCUCUUUCAAAACUCUUAAAUCAGUAAUUUGAUUUUUGCCAGGGUAAUCUUCAGUUGGCCCUGAGAUUCAAUUAA
Molecule: messenger RNA, 970 nt
Organism: Lepus europaeus (European hare)
Lineage: Eukaryota; Metazoa; Chordata; Mammalia; Lagomorpha; Leporidae
Product: solute carrier family 41 member 2-like
Exons: 2
Coding region: 1-834 (277 amino acids)
Biological process (GO): monoatomic cation transport
Cellular component (GO): plasma membrane
Molecular function (GO): monoatomic cation transmembrane transporter activity
Source: RefSeq, a predicted model, not a curated record